Molecule: messenger RNA, 2715 nt
Organism: Caenorhabditis angaria
Lineage: Eukaryota; Metazoa; Nematoda; Chromadorea; Rhabditida; Rhabditidae
Source: the annotation of a GenBank genome assembly
AUGUCAGAACUACUAGCAAAUUUAACAGCAUUGGUUCCUGAAGGAUGCGAUGCGAAUACAUCUGUAUUUUUAUUCAUCUCCGAAUUGGUGCAAGAUCAUAUUGUUGAACUUGAAAGAGUUCAUUUCAGCAGUGAUUGUUAUUUUCAUGUAAGUUUAAUCGGAUUUUUUUUGAAAUGUGUUGGGGACUAAUUGAAUUGUGUUUUGUUGUUAUUUAAUUUUGGAUGGAAAAUUGAAACAAAGUUUGAACUACAAUCUUUGUUUUAUUUCACUGAAAAUGAGAGAGAAGGGGAGAGGGAGGGAAAAACAAAUAUUUUCAGAGAAGUUCUUGGAAUGAAAAAAAUUCGGAUUACAAUCGCUUUGUCUAAAAAUCGUUAGCUAACAUUUUAAUUCGUAGCGAAGUGAGAGUUACGAUAACUUCGUAGCGAAGUGAGAGUUACGAUAACUUGUGACUUAAAAAAUCAAGUUAUGUACAAAAAUUAUUUUAAUGCAAUAUUGUUUGGGAGGUUCACGAGAAAUCUUGGAUUUUAUAAAAUCUAAAAUUAUUUGUCAAAACCAAAAAUAACCCUGUAGAAUCUAGAAUCAAUAUUAAAAAAAAUCAAAUUUUUUGGAGAAAACUUUUUAUGAUUAAAGAAAUACAAAAUAUUCACGCUCCAAACCUCCAAACCUAAAAAUCUCAAUUCUAAUUUUCAGUGUGGAUUAUGUCAGCCUCCCAAAGAUCCCUACUACAUUCAAUUCAAUUUCAUGGUUCUUGGAGUCAUUCUUCCGAUUGUUGGACUUUUUGGCAUUUUUGGAAAUGCAAUAUCAGCUUUUGUUUAUAGUCGACCAGGUAUUUAUUCAUAAUUCUGAUUCUAAAAUUCUCAAAAAAAAUAUUUUCAGAAAUGCAAUGCACAACAAACUUUUACUUAUGUUUACUAGCUUGCUCAGAUGCGGGAGUUGUGCUAACUGGCAUAUUUUUAUUCUCUCUGGAAUCGUAUAAACCAUUUUCAUUGACGGCGACAAGGAUAAUUGGGGUAAGAAAAUUGUUGAUAAAAAUUUUGAAAAGAAAAAACAAUUUCAGGCUUUUUCACCGAUCGUAUUUCCGAUGGGAACAAUUGCACAAACCAGUUCAGUGUAUUUUACAAUGUGUGCUGGUAUUGAUUGUUUUGUUCAGGUUUGUUUAAAAAAUUCUGAUCACACAAUUUUUGAGCAAAUACCCACGAAGCUCAAACUUUCAACUUGAAUAUUUGAGUUGCUAGAACUUACCUGAAGUCAAAAAAAAUUAUAGAAAAAUAUUAUUGAUCUACUCAAGGUGUUUUGAACUCUAGCAUUCAGAUAAUAAAUAACACACCGUGAUUGCUGAAUUCUUGAGGAAAAAUUACAUAAAAACAGAACCCAAAUCAAUUUUUUUUCAGGUCUGCACUCCGGAAAAAGUACGUCGUGUGUUCAGCCGAAAAAACACUGCCAGAUUCCUCGCCAUGAUCGUCCUUGUCUUCUGUAUCCUCUACAAUGUUCCCCACUUCUUCGAAGGCCGUGCAAUCGAUUGUUGGCAGGAUGAAUGGAAAGGAAUGAGUCAAGAAACAUGUCCUCUCUCAUUUCGAUUCAAUGAGCUUUAUCAACAAAUUUAUUACAAAUAUAUGUAUUCGGUUUUCAUUGCUGUUGGUCCAUUGGCUUUACUCAUUGUGUUGAACUCGUUUAUUAUUGGAUUUUCAGUUUUUGGAAAAACUGAUGCGAAUACUGAUGAUACCAUGUCCUUGGUAAUUUGAAAGAAUUUAGGAUAACUCAGAAAUUUUUUUUUUCAGAUUCUUGUUGUCUUGCUUUUCAUUUCUUGCAACACCAUUGCUUUGAUUAUCAAUAUUUUUGAAGAUAUGCUUUCUGGCUUUUUGGAGGCGAAAAUUAAUUACAUUGUCGAUUUAUCCAAUUUCCUUGUUGUUUUUAAUUCCAGGUAGGGAUUUUGGGGUAAAAAAGAUCGGGGAAAAUUUAGAAAAAAAAAUCAAUAUAUCGCUUUAAGGCCAAGGGCUGGAAAACAUUUUUGAAUUCAAAAAAGUUUUUUGUUUGAAAAUGAGAGAUGCGCUAACUUUGAGGUUUGAGGCAGGGAGGCGAUAAAUGAUUUGUGAGGUCUUGAAAAGUCUAAAAGAUUCUUGGACGAUUCUGGGAUAAGUCUGGGAAUCUAGAUCACUUGUAGAAGUUUUUCCCCCAAUUUCUAUUAGUGAAUUUAUUAUCAGCUAUAUUUUCAAAAAUCAGAAAGCCUGAACCUCAAAUCCUGACUCAUAAUUCAAAAUUCAUAGUUCCAUUUUCAGCUUCAAUAUAGUAAUCUACAUGAAAUACUCUCAACCAUUCGCUUCAACAAUGCGAUCAUAUUUUUGCCGCCGAAAGCCAAAAUCCGAAAGUCCGGGACCAGGUCCACCGAUAAUGAUAACAGAAAAACCAUCAAGAUCGAAAUCGUGUAAAGAAACAUUAUCUCGAUUGCUGGUCGCAUCACAACCAGAGGUAUUAAUAUGAUGCAAACAAGGUGCGUGUUUGUUUUGCUUUUGUGAUUCUAAAAAAAAAUUUGAAACUUUCUUUUGUUCAUCAAUGUUUUUUUCUCUGUAAUUACAUAUGUAUUGUCUUCAGAAAGAAGGUAAGACGCUUGUGAGUGAGCUUGAAAGUGAAGUAAAGUGCCACGUUUUCCAAAUAUUUUUCAAACAAGCAUCAAUCAAAAAUUUCAAGAAUUUUAUUUUCAGAAUAAUCGAGCUGUGA